Messenger RNA from Triplophysa dalaica, 4175 nucleotides. RefSeq names its product intercellular adhesion molecule 3 (gene icam3). Gene Ontology annotation, cellular component: membrane. The transcript has 14 exons. Gene Ontology annotation, molecular function: integrin binding. The record is from RefSeq and is a predicted model, not a curated record. Gene Ontology annotation, biological process: cell-cell adhesion. The coding region runs from base 172 to 3216 and encodes 1014 amino acids. Lineage: Eukaryota; Metazoa; Chordata; Actinopteri; Cypriniformes; Nemacheilidae.
UGUGUUUGCAGAUGUAGUGAAUAAUGUGGGACAUUCCAGUAGUGUUCAGAUCAGGGUCAGAGGGGCCGGACGAGUGGUCACUCUCACUUUUUCUCACUCCCACUGAGUGAAUAACGCAGAUCUGAGAGGAGUGUUCAACAAACCACAACGACCGUCUAACGGGAUUUUACAAUGCAGAACCGAGCACUGAUUCUCGACGCUUCAUUUCGGAUUAACGAAAUACGUCAAAUGUUUAAAGCAACAGCAACGUUGUGUCGAUCCUUUAUGAACCUUCAUUACUUAUUGUGGGUUUCGCUAAUCGCAGCAGGUACGAAUGCUGAAUGUCCUGUUGAGCUCAACCCACAGCGAGUUGUUGUGAAGUACGGCAGCUCUGUUUCAGUGAACUGUAGCACUAAUAUCACACACAAUGGGAUAGGAUGGGAAGCCAGUGUGGGAUCAGUGUCCAAAAAGACAGACCGGAAUCUGAUCACCUGGAGAGUGGCAAGCCUGACACGAUGGGACAUGACAGCUAUGUGCUUUUUGAACUAUGACAGUAAACAAUGUAUAAUUAAUCUUCCUAUCACUAUUUACAAGACUCCAGAUAGCGUAUCCAUCAACACAGUUGAUCACACAGGACCGAUGAUUGAAGGCUCCAGAUAUAAACUUCAGUGUGAUGUUGCGAAUGUGGCUCCAGUUCAGAAUCUCAUUGUGAAAUGGUAUAAAGGAGAAACUCUGAUGCAUAAUGAGACCUUCACAGACCCCAUCAAGACACCAGUGAAUAAAACAUCUAUACUUCAGAUCACUCCAGACAGAAGUGAUGAUGGAGUUCAGUACAGAUGUGAAGCAGAGCUGGAACUGGGAGCAGAAGGACCUCAACCUCCUUCAACAGUGACAUCAGAACAUAUUAACAUCACUGUAUACUUUAAGCCAAUCAUCAAUGAAACCAAACUGCCCUCCACAUUGGGUGUGUUUCGAGGGUAUCCUAAGGUGCUUGUUUGUGAAGCGGAGGGUAAACCUAAACCAGAAAUCAGCUGGAGCAAAAGUAACGGCAUUAGACUGGAAACACCAGAUGGAAAUCUUACUGUAAACGAAUUUGAGAAUGAUGAUUUUUACACGUGCUCUGCAAGCAACUCUGUUGACACGACUACAAGACAAGUAAACUUGGUCAUACACGAUAUUUCCAUCAGUCUGAAUCAUAGUGGACCAGUGAUUGAGUCCCAUCAGUACAGGCUCCAAUGUCACAUUCCUAAUGUGGUUGAGGCUACGAGUGUAAAAUGGUACAAAGAUCAGAGUCUGGUCCAUCAAGAAAAUCUCAUUGGCAUCAGAAAGACUCCUGAACUCACUAUCGUGCCAAACAGAACAGACGAUGGAGCCCAGUACAGAUGUGAAGCAGAGCUGAACGUAGAACCAGCAUCAUCAAAACACAUCAGCAUUCAAGUAUUUUAUGUAUCCAUCACUACUGUAAAUCCCAAUAGACCAAUGAUUGAGUUCCAUCAGUACAGGCUCCAAUGUCACAUUCCUACUGAGGUUGAGGCUACGAGUGUAAAAUGGUACAAAGAUCAGAGUCUGGUCCAUCAAGAAACUCUCAUUGGCAUCAGAAAGACUCCUGAACUCACUAUCGUGCCAAACAGAACAGACGAUGGAGCCCAGUACAGAUGUGAAGCAGAGCUUAACGUAGGAUCAGCAUCAUCAAAACACAUCAGCAUACAAGUAUUUUUUAAACCAACCAUCAAUGGGACCAAUCUUCCCAUUAAAGUGCCUGUGUUUCGAGGCUAUCCUUUGGUGCUUGUGUGUGAAGCAGAGGGUAACCCAAAACCAACGGUCAGCUGGAGCCGCACCAAUUCUGCAGUUAAUGGUGGAAAUCUCACAAUAACAGAGCUAAUAUCCCAGAAUCCCGUCUGCACCGCAAUCAAUUCUGUUGGCUCCACCAGCCGAAAUAUAACAGUUGUCCCAACAGAGGACUAUCUGCCUUUGAUCGCAGGCCUUGUUGCUAUCACAGUGGCGAUCAUCUCAGUUAUCUUUGUCUUCAUCUACUCCAUAUACUACAAAACAGCCAAGAUGGGACAUUAUAGCCUGAAAGAUGCCAAGCCAAGUCCACAAAAUGGAAACAUAGCACAGAAUGGCAAAGACAACCCUCUCCACAUGAAGAAACUCUCUCAGAGCGAUAUCCUUGCUUAUCCUUACCAUAAGCACUUUUGUCUGCUCGUCUUUUACCUGAACACAUACAACAUGCCUCUUCGUUUUUAUGGACUUUCUUAUCUCUCGGCAGUUUUACUGUUAGUGACUCUUACAGGUACAAAUGCUGAAUGUCCUGUUGAGCUCAAACCACAGCGAGCUGUUGUGAAGUACGGCAGCUCUGUUUCAGUGAACUGUAGCACUAAUAUCACACAUAAUGGGAUAGGGUGGGAAGCCAGUGUGGGAUCAGUGCCCAAGAAGACAGGCCAGAAUCUGAUCACCUGGAGAGUGCCGAGCCUGACACGAUGGGACAUAACAGCAGUCUGCUAUAUGAACUAUGCCAGAUCACAAUGUGAAAGAGAUCUUCAUAUCACUAUUUACAAGACUCCAGAUAGCGUAUCCAUCAACACAGUUGAUCACACAGGACCGAUGACUGAAGGCUUCACAUAUAAACUUCAGUGUGAUGUUGUGAAUGUGGCUCCUGUUCAGAAUCUCAUUGUGAAAUGGUAUAAAGGAGAAACUCUGAUGCAUAAUGAGACCUUCACAGAUCCCAUCAAGACACCAGUGAAUAAAACAUCUAUACUUCAGAUCACUGCAGACAGAAGUGAUGAUGGAGUUCAGUACAGAUGUGAAGCAGAGCUGGAACUGGGAGCAGAAGGACCUCAACCUCCUCCAACAGUGACAUCAAAAACUCAGCUCACAGUACAUUAUCUACCAGAACACAAGCUGUUCCAUGACAUCAUCAACACAAACGGUGAAGAGGUCAGUCUGAAUUGUACAGUGGCAGCAAACCCGGCUGCUACCUACAGCUGGAACUCUGAACAUCUGAAAGAGACGAGAACCUCAUCAGUGCUCUCAUCAUCUACAUUGAGUCCAGGAAACUACACGUGCACUGCCAAAAACCUUCUAGGAGAAUCUAGUAAAGUGUUCACCGUCAGAAGAACAGGUGGUCGUGGUACAUUCUGGGCCAUUCUUUUAUCUGGCCUGGGGGUGCUUGCAAUAUUAAUCAUAUCUUACACAAUAUACAAGUGUAAGACGGUAUCUCGGAGUUAUGUCAUUUGAUUGACUUGGUGACCUCAGAGUGGUACGUUUUGAUCAGGGAUACCGAUAACAUAACUUGAAAUUAAUAAUGUGUUAUUAUUGGCUUGAUUUGACUGGCUUUAGAAUCCUCUCAGAGGUAAUGCGGAUGAGGACAGAUGAGUUUUGUACUAAUACUUUGCUUAAAGAAACCACUCGUCCACUCAUGGGACAUGAUUGUACUCAUUAAAAACAUUACUUUGUUCAUUAGAUAGCUGCAUGUUAUUAAGCUUCUUAAGGGUAUUGUGUGCUUUGUACAGACAUGAAAUGGAUUGAUGUAAUAUUCUUAAAUGUCACGUUUGACGUCAUGUGGGAUCUAAACCCAUUUCUUUUUCAUAAAUAUUGUGAAUAAUAGAUACUCACACAUCUGCAUUGACAUUUGUUUGCAUGUAAAAUAACAUUUGGUACUGUAUAAUAUAUAUUUUUGUUUACUAAUUGAUUAUUGUUAAGUAUAUUUGCUUGUUUUCUGACUAAUGAAAAGCUAGGAAUACAGCUGUUCACUACAGGAGAAUGGAGAAGAACUGAAACAGAAUGAGGAAAGCAGAUUUUUACACGAUAAAGAGUGCACAGAAUGUCAGUCAGUGUAGUCGGUCAUACUAAGAAAAAAAUGAAGAGAUGUGUAACGAAUUACUGUAUGCAUUAAUGGACAGCAUUCAAUACAUGCUGCAUCAUGGUGUCUAGUGUUCAUGGCAAACUACUACAGUAUACUGUAAAAUGGUGUGCAGACACACUGUAUAUAAUCUUCGCAAAUAUGUAACAAUUGAAAGUUCAUUUUCAAAGUCUUGUCCAUUUCAUGGCUUAGUAAAUUAAACUUGACACAGUUGAAAUUCAUUUUUAUCAUUUAAAUAAUCUGAUCUUAGUUUCCAUCCUGUAGUUGUUCAACUGCUUUUAAUGGACAUUGCACAUGCAUUGCAAACUUGAUGAAUAAAAUCAUUGCUUUUUUA